Molecule: messenger RNA, 5859 nt
Organism: Miscanthus lutarioriparius
Lineage: Eukaryota; Viridiplantae; Streptophyta; Magnoliopsida; Poales; Poaceae
Source: the annotation of a GenBank genome assembly
AUGGCGAGCGGCGGGGCGGCUACAACCACUUCCAUCCCCGUCACCAGCAAGACCGUGUCCGCAUCGCUAUGGUGGGACUCCUUCGUUGCCCUCUCCGACGACCUCGACCGAGCCACUGCUGGCCCCUCCGUCCCGGACGCCCUCGCUAAGCGGAUCAAAAGCCACCACGCGUGGCUCCGAGGGUCGGUCUCCAUGUUCGGGAAGCCGAACGAUGCGUCGAGGAGCGCACUGGACGCUGGCGAGGUUGUCGUCGGGGAGCAUCGCCUCAGUGUCAAGACGGAGCUCAAGGAGGCCGCACUUCGUGCAAGCAAGUGCCUGAACCUGGAUGAGGUGCAAUCAUACAUUCUGGUCAAGAGAUCUUCAGAAAUCUCUCCAACAAUCUGUGAUGCUGAUGCUGAGGAGUUUCUUCAUCUGGUAUCUGUACAAUAUUACCUUGAGCGUCAGUGCUUACUGAAGUGCAUCAGAAGAAUCUUUGUUCAUGCAAGUGAUGGGUCUGAUUCAACCGAUCCCAUUCGAGACGAGGCUUCAUUAUUGAUUAGUGAAGAGAUAGAAAGGAAACUGAUAUCCAUCAUUGAAGAUUGUUUUUCAGCUGCAUCUUCUGUAAAAGCGGAAGCAGAAUUUACAGUUUCUAGUCUGGAAGAAACUUUGAUUGAAGUUAACUUGAUUCUUGACAUAUUGUUUCUUGCUUUCUAUGGUAACUUCUCAAGAUGUAAUGGUAGACUGUGGAUAACUUUGUGUUCAAUUUUUAAGGACAUUCUAUGUGGUUCUUAUGAUGUCGGGAAAUUUGUUGUAUCUGUUGAGGGGAAGAAUUCGUUUCAUUAUGCUAAAGCUCAGCUACUUCUCAUCCUUAUUGAAACUUUGGACUUUGAGAAUCUCCUCCGGAUGAUUCAUGAUGAAGUUCCUCUGAGUGGAGGGUGUUCUGCAUUUUCUGUUGGUGAUAUUAUGGAGAUGGAUGUUGAAAUAUCAAAAUUUCCUGAAUUUUCAAUGGUAGAAUCAGGACCACUUAUACUGGCUUGGGCAGUUUUCCUUUGCCUAGUUUUGUCUCUUCCAGAAAGUAACACCAAUUUGGAAAUUGAUCAUACAUCUUAUGCCCGACGGGCCUUUGAGUUUGCACCAUUCAAUUAUUUACUAGGAGUUCUUUGUUCAAGCAUCUUCAGGGAGUCAGAUGGUCCUGUUUCUGGUUAUCAGGGUAUAUUACGUACAUUCAUUUCAGCAUUCAUUGCUUCAUAUGAGGUAUCUUAUCAGAAAGAAGACAGUUCUCUUGACAUGAUUUCAAGUAUUUUAUGUGAAGUUUAUGAUGGAGAGGAAUCUCUCUGUAUGCAAUUUUGGGAUAAAGAUAGUUUUGUUGAUGGUCCAAUCAGAUCUGUUCUUCAUAUGUUGGAGAAGGAGUAUCCUUUUCAGAUAUCUGAACUAAUACGCUUCUUAUCAGCAGUUUGCCAUGGGACCUGGCCUGCUCAUUGUGUAUAUAAUUAUCUUGAGAGGAUGAAUGGAGUUACAACAAUCUAUACGAUCCCUUGUGUUGCUGACGGUGUGGGUUAUGGCCAUCAAAUUGAAAGUCAUCAUCCAGUCAGCAUUCCUGGUAUUGAAGGCAUUACAAUUCCCCGUGGAACCCAUGGCUACAUUUUGAAAGUUCUUCAAGAGGAUACUGUAUUAGUUCGCUGGGAGUUCCCGCAUUCUGGGGUAUUCUUUUUGCUCAUAACUCUGGCGCAAGAGCUCCAUUCUUGCAAUUACAAGGAGGCAUCUGAUAUCAUGGACCUACUUUAUCGGAUGGUGUCGUCAAAUAAGGACCUGUGCUUCGCUUUGUUGCAUGUUGACCAGUCACCGGCUGUUCAAACAUCAAAGAACUUAGGUGAAAUUGAAAAUCAUAUCAGGAUUGAUAUUGCUAAGAUAUUUUGCAAUUCCAUCUUCAAAUAUGUGCGAGAUGUUAAUAAUGCUGACAUAUUGUCCAAAACCCUUGUUCUGCUGGCAGAAAUGAUAAAAUGUGCUCCAUAUCACGUGUUUGAUGCGGCGUUUGAGUGCAACAUCUUCACUUCACAAUUAAAUGGUCCAUCAAGUGAUUGGUUACUUUCUGGUGCCCUAGCUAGAAUGCUUUUUGCUGCCUCUGAAGGAAAUGGAGAUUGUUCUUCACUUACAUCUUCAGUGCUUGAUUUUACCAUUCAGGUUCUUCGGAAAGGAGCAGCUGCUGAUGAUAUGAUAUCACCUUUAAUUGUUUUCUCAAUUCAAUACAUCAUGGUUAAUCAUGUGAACUGGAAACACAAGGAAUGUAGUCGUUGGAAAACAACCCUUCGGGUGUUUGAGUUGGUGAAAAGCUGUAUUCAAGUAAAACCAUUCUCAUCAAAGCUUGGUGGCAUCAUUUGGGAAAUUCUACUAUAUGAUUCAUCUGUCUACGGUGUACUCUGGAGCAUAUUAUCUGUGUCAACACAAUUACUGCAUGACUCAUAUAGGAGCAAUUAUCAUGGUCUUAAGGAUAUUGAAGAUAUCCAGCUUGUCCUUUGCAAUGGACUUGAUAUUAUAUAUCACAUCCUGUCCAAUUUACCAGAGGAUUUACUGCCAAAUCCACCAUUCAUUACCAUGGUUUUGUCAUCUUCAUUGAAGCCAUUUUCUUUUAUCACAUCUCUAAUAUCAUUGAUGUCCUUUCGUAAUUCUGAUAUGCAAUUAGCUGCCGCUAGAGCAUUCUCAGCAUUGUGUUUCAUUGCAUAUAAGGCCCAACCUCAGUUGAUGGAAAAUGCCAGCUUUACUGGUGAUGUUUCUGAGAUUCGGAGAUUGGAAUCAAGUAUAUCCUACAUUCUAGAUGAGGAUGAUAAAACUAAUGAUUGUUUGGUUGUGGCUGUAUUCAACCUUUUGACAUCUGCUGCUCGUUAUCAGCCUGCUUUUCUUAUUUCCUUGAUAGAGCAGAGUAUGAAGUCAGCUGAUCAUAAUGCUUCCACCAAUGAUCGUGACAAGGGAGUUUCUGUUACUUCAAAAAGUAAUGCUAAACUUGUUGACCAAAUCUUGGACUAUAUUGAAAGGUCCAUUGAGCUCAUGAAUAGAUCUCCCUUGGUGUUACUCAGUAUUCUCGAUUUGUUGAGGGCAUUAUGGGAAAGUGGUAUACAGUUUUUGUGCAUUUUAGAGAAGCUAAGAAGCUCUGUAACAUUCUGGGAUAACUUAUCACGGUGUAUUUGUGCUACACUUGAUAUCUGCUCUAUUGACAGUGUUGAUGCCAUUGACAAGAAAUUUUCGUUAAGGUACCAUUGUCAGGGUAAGAUAUUUGAGAUCAUAUCACAUGAGUUAUUCUUGCAAGAAAAAUUGCUUGCAGAGACUUCUAAUACUGUCCAAGAUGAUCCAAAGGGGCAAAAAGAGCAUAAAAGUGGGCCUUGUCGUAGCAGUGUAGUCUUGAAAUGGUUUGAUAAUGCUAUUUUGGACGAUCUGAUCAGUAAUUUGUCAAGUAAUGCAUACAAAAAGGAACUUCUUCAUCAUGCAAAGGUAGCUGCCUGCUUAUGUAUCAUCCAUUUAAUAACAAAGUUGUCAACUGGUGAUACUGGGAGCUUGUCUUUCUCAUUCAUGAAGAAAAUUCAGAUCAUAUCAACAAAAUUGUCACAGCACCAUGCAUUCUUAGCUCUCCUGUCGCAGUAUUCCCGGCAUGGAUACAGUGGUGAACAAGAACUUAAUAAUUUGGUUAUCAAUGAUCUUUAUUAUCAUAUACGUGGAGAACUCGAAGGUCGUCAGAUUAGCUCUGGCCCUUUCGAGGAGUUGCUCAGUUUUCUUCUGGAGUUUAAACUUUUCGAACACAAUCCCUUGGAGCAACUACGAAAUACAUACCUGAUGGCAAACGACAAAUUUGUAUUUGAUGUGGAGCACAUACAUGACGAGCUUGGAGUUGAUCUCUGGACUGAUUCAGACAGGAAGAGGUCUAAAGAAAUAGCUAAAAAAAUGCUGGAUAUUAUGAGUAAAGCAAAUUUAAUGAAGUGUUAUGCUGAUGCAAAGCUUUCUGCAUUGAGGUCUUUCUUGACAUUUUUAUCUGUCUACACAGGAGCGGUUUCUAACAAAAACUUGGACUUACCUGAUGGAGGCAUAUCAGUAGCGGACACACAAUCGGCAAUUAGAUGUGCAUGUAAAUCAUUUGAGUCAGCUGCUGAUUCACUGCUUCCUCAAGCUGAUACAAAUGAGGUUUUGUUUCCUCUCUUGUCCAGACAAGUGGAAUUAUUGCUAACUCUUGCCCGAAUAUUAUUUCAUCAAGCAAAGAACAAGAAAUCAAGCCAUCUCUGCCCCGAUAUUGUACUUCUAAUGAAAACUUCAGGUGCCAGCACUUCUUUUUUUGUUGAUCUCAUGCCAUCUGCUCAUGCUCUUAAGAAACCAGUGAAGGCACUUCUUAUUCUGCUUUUGUCAUCAUAUGAGUUCAUGUACAGCAAGGUUGACAUAAAAGACCUACCAAAUGAUGUUAACAUGUUUGGCGAAUUAGCCCUUUUAAGUGUGAGCUUGCUACCUAUACUGUGCAAAUUGGCAGAGAAUAGGGAAUGCGCUGAUCUUGCUGUUGCAUCAAUGGAUCUAAUAUUGAAGGGAUUUGUACCUUCUAAUGUAUGGGUGCCUAUUCUGCAAAAGCAUUUUCAUCUCCAGGCUAUACUGCAUAAAUGCCAGAAUGGUGAUUUAUUAUCUACUCAAGUUAUACUUAAUUUCCUCUUGACCUUGGGGCGAACAAAGGAUGGUGCUAAAGUUCUUCAGUCUGCCAAUAUUUUUGCAUUCUUAAAGGUACUUUUGAGUCAGUUGUCUCUGGAUGACUCCUGUUUGAGAAAUUCCUUGAGCGCCCAAGUGAAGGAUGUGAACCUAUGGGGCUUGGGUCUCGGUAUUGUUGCGUCCCUGAACCAUUGUUUGGAUGAUGACAUUUCUCAUAACAAUGUCGCAAACAGUACUAUCAGCUUCCUUUCAGGACAGGUGCCUCUGAUGUCAUCAUAUCUGUCUGCACAGAGUGCUUCUACUCAUCAGAGCAAGAAACAGGCAUUGUCGCAGAAGUCACAGACAUCACUUUCAGCCCUUAGUCUUACUGAGAAUAUUCUCAUACUUCUAUGUAUCUUGGCAAAAUAUCAUUUUCCACGGGACACUGGAAAGAAGGAAGUAGAUUCAGAACUAAGAGAGAUUAUUAUCCACCUGCUAGCAUUUAUAAGCAAAGGAAGUGUAAAGACUGGCGAUGCCUCUAACUGGAACUCAUUGUUUUUCUGCCCUGCUGUUAUCAAAGAGGAAGUAGUGCUUAAUUCGAAUCCACCACUCAUUUGUAGCAAGUAUGGAUGGUUCAAAUUUGCUGCAAGUUGUACUUUGUCAACUGCAGCUGUUUCAGUUUCUCCCAGUGCAGCUAUAUCGGUGGUGAGAAGGGACAAGAGUUCAGGAGAUUCUGAUUCUAUAAGGCAAACUCGUUAUACUGAGAUAUUAGCUGUUCAGAUUUACAGGAUUGCUUUUCUUAUUAUGAAGUUUCUCUGUAGUCAAGCAAAAGAAGCAGUAAAAAGGGCAGAAGAACUGGAGUUUCUUGACCUUGCCCAUUUUCCUGAGCUUCCCAUGCCAGAUAUUCUUCAUGGUUUACAGGAUCAAGUGGUUUGUAUUGUCACUGAAGUAUUCGAGGCAAAUGGGUCAAGCACUCUAAAUCCCGAGACAGAGAAGGUAUGCCAGCUCCUAUUGGUGACACUUGAAACGUCACUUUACAUGGAACUAUGUGUAUCCCAGUCAUGUGGCAUCAGGCCAGUGCUUGGUCGGCUUGAAGAUUUCUGCAAAGGAAUUAAGGCUAUGCUUCAAGCUAUAGAGAAGAACUCCAGCUUUAAACCAUUUGUCAGGUCGCUAACUGAAAUUACUACCCUUCUGUAUCCCGGGCUUUUGCAUAGUAACCUUCUCAUGUGA